UCUCAUUUGGCUCGCUCUCUGCAAAAUGGCGACGUCCCUGGGAUCCAACACCUACAAUAGACAGAACUGGGAAGACGCGGAUUUUCCAAUUCUAUGUCAGACAUGUUUAGGAGAAAACCCUUACAUCCGUAUGACCAAGGAGAAGUAUGGGAAAGAAUGCAAGAUCUGUGCUCGACCCUUUACCGUGUUCCGGUGGUGUCCAGGGACACGGAUGCGUUUCAAGAAGACCGAAGUGUGUCAGACUUGCAGUAAAAUGAAGAACGUUUGUCAGACAUGUCUACUUGACCUGGAGUAUGGUUUGCCUAUCCAGGUCAGAGACACUGGGCUGUCAGUUAAAGACGAAGUUCCUAAGUCAGAUGUGAACAAAGAGUACUACACACAGAACAUGGAAAGAGAGAUAGCCAAUUCUGACGGCACACGGCCAGUGGGGCAGCUUGGGAAAGCACCUAGCUCUAGUGAUAUGUUGCUGAAACUGGCUCGGACCACCCCAUACUACAAGAGGAACCGGCCGCACAUCUGCUCCUUCUGGGUGAAGGGAGAGUGUAAGAGAGGGGAGGAGUGUCCUUACAGGCACGAGAAGCCCACAGAUCCUGACGACCCCCUAGCCGACCAGAAUAUAAAGGACCGUUACUAUGGCAUCAAUGACCCAGUAGCUGACAAGCUGCUAAAACGGGCCUCAACUAUGCCCCGACUGGACCCACCAGAUGACAAGUCCAUCACCACCCUCUACAUAGGGGGGUUGGGAGAUACUGUCACUGAUGGAGAUCUCAAGAGUCACUUUUACCAGUUCGGUGAGAUCCGCACCAUUACCAUAGUGCAGAGGCAGCAGUGUGCCUUCAUCCAGUUUGCCACUCGGCAGGCAGCGGAAAUGGCUGCUGAGAAGUCCUUCAACAAACUCAUCAUUAAUGGAAGGAGGCUCACUGUCAAGUGGGGAAGGUCUCAGGCAGCUAGAGGGAAGGAGGGCAUCAAAGAUGGUGUCAGUGAGAUGGGCACCAGACUGGAUCCUGUACCUGGACUCCCAGGAGCUCUUCCUCCACCACCAGCUUUAGAUGAAGAAGCUCCUGCAAACUAUUUUAACCUGGACCCCAGCACCUCUCCUGCGAUCAUGAACAUUGCUCUACCCCCACCUCCAGGCAUCAACCCGCCUCCUCCAGGUUUCGGCCCUCCAAUGUUUCACCCCAUGGGUCCCAUGGCUCCACCUAUACCCCCUCCAAUGAGCAUGAGACCACCUGGUCAAAUCCACUAUCCCUCCCAGGAUCCUCAGCGCAUGGGUGCCCAUGCUGCACAUGGCUCACGUCAUGGUGAUUAGCAGCAUGAGUAAAGUCAUACAGCCAUUAGAUGUCAUACUUUUUCCUUACGUCAAACCUGGUCAGGUGCUUUCACUUCAGAUGCCGUCAGUGGGCCUGAAACCUGCAGACUACUUCUGAGAGAAAACACAGCUAUGUCUCACGGGAUAACAUCUGAUUUAUUUUGCCACCUGCAGUGCAGUGAAUGAACUGAAGGAGGACCAUCUGUGUUUUGGAAAGACAACCAGGAUGUUACACAAUGAUUCUGUCACUACUUGCAGUUGAAAAGUACCAGAACGGCACCAGCAGACUUCCAACAUGAGAGUACUAGCCAAUGUGAUCAGGACCAUGUGGUUUUUACAGGCUCCUGUGGUCGGAGCCAUUGUGUAUAUAUAUAAAAUGUAUACUGUGAGUUUAGCUUGUAUUUGGCACAUCGUGCAACAUGGAGUAGAAAUUGGAAGAGCAUUUUCUUUUUUAAAUCUGUUAAUUUUCAGUUCCUUUUUUUAUUUGACACAAUCUAAAUAUUCUACAGCAUAAUGACUUUGUCUAAUGUAAGGCUUUCUUUAUUUUCACUUGUCAUUAAAAUGAUGCAAUUUUGUCAUUGAUCA
Plectropomus leopardus (leopard coralgrouper) is the source of this 1894-nucleotide messenger RNA. It is a transcript of the gene rbm22, whose product is annotated as RNA binding motif protein 22. Gene Ontology annotation, molecular function: U6 snRNA binding; pre-mRNA binding; metal ion binding. The record is from RefSeq and is a predicted model, not a curated record. Gene Ontology annotation, cellular component: Prp19 complex; U2-type catalytic step 2 spliceosome; U2-type catalytic step 1 spliceosome. Lineage: Eukaryota; Metazoa; Chordata; Actinopteri; Perciformes; Serranidae.